Molecule: messenger RNA, 1213 nt
Organism: Lolium perenne
Lineage: Eukaryota; Viridiplantae; Streptophyta; Magnoliopsida; Poales; Poaceae
Product: F-box protein At5g07610
Molecular function (GO): protein binding
Source: RefSeq, a predicted model, not a curated record
CCUUCGCUCGCUGGAGAGCCGACGGUCUCGCCUCCGCACUACGCACCUGAUUGGUCGCUCCUCCUCGUCUCCACGGACGGCGAUGGCGCCGGGCUUCAAGAAGGGCGCGAAGGAUAGCCCGGUGGACAAGAUCACCGACGACAUCCUCGCCGACAUCUUCUCGCGCGUGCCCUACAAGUCAAUCUGCUGCUGCAAGUGCGUCUCCACGCGCUGGCGCGACCUCUUCUCUCACCCUGACCACCGCAAGAAGCUGCCUCAGCCCCUCGCCGGCUUCUUCCAUAAAGGCUACAACAAGAACCGGUUCCCCAGUGAAGCUCAAUAUUUCACCAAUGUCUCUGGGAAAGGUGACCCUCUCGUCCACCCUUCACUAUCGUUCCUGCCCAACUACGAUAGCCUUGACAUCUUAGACUACUGCAAUGGCCUCCUCCUCUGCCAAUGCUGCAACACAUCGGAUUAUGUGGUGUGCAAUCCCGCCACUGAGAAAUGGGUUGAUGUUCCUGCCACCGAGUGGUCCAGUGAGGCACAGGCGCGCAUCGGGUUCGACCCGGCCGUCUCCUCCCACUUCCAUGUGUUCGAGUUCAUAGAUGAGGAGGGAUGGGGUAUAGCCGAGGAGGAGCAACACGAUUGCUUCAAUCGCAUUGAAGCGCUAGCCAUAUACUCGUCUAAAGCUGGAGGAUGGAAGCAUCAAAACUUUGACGGAUUUGAGUUUGCCGUAUUCUAUGAUUCACGAAGUGUUUUUUUUAAUGGGAUCCUGCAUGUUGCUACCUCUGAGGGUUUUAUAUUAGCUAUUGAUGUGGAAGGAAAUGACCGGGGGCUCGUUACUAUUCCUAUACCACCAUACAAUGAUGAUGUUUUUGUCGACGAUAUCUUUCUAUCGCAGAGGCAGCUGUGUACUGCUUGCGUUGAUCGGUCUCAACUAACAGUAUGGGUUCUUGAGGACUAUAAGAGUGAAAAAUGGACCUUGAAGCACAAUGCCAGCCUCUUGGAAUUGUUUGGAGAAGGGUACAGAGGCACUGUCAUCUCAUUCCAUCCCGAACGUAAUUGUAUAUUCGUAGUUUGUGGGCACGAGAACACUCUAAUGUCAUACGACAUGGAUUGCAGAAAGAUGUGUUCUAUAUGUCAACUUGAACGGGAUUGUCAACCUAAGCGGGUCAAGACUCCUUUUCUCCCAUAUGUUCCAUUGUACUCAGAGCCAUUGGCAGAUGGGAACUAA